This is a messenger RNA of Priapulus caudatus, 1391 nucleotides long. Its product is annotated as zinc finger protein 135-like. Lineage: Eukaryota; Metazoa; Priapulida; Priapulimorpha; Priapulimorphida; Priapulidae. The transcript is spliced from 3 exons. The record is from RefSeq and is a predicted model, not a curated record. Gene Ontology annotation, cellular component: nucleus. Bases 98 to 1348 code for a protein of 416 amino acids.
GAAUUCGCCGCAUCCAUGAUUUGUUUUGAGAAGCAUCAUUUGACACAUAGUUGCAUUUCAGUACAUACAGUGUAUAAAGGUCCUCAUUGGAAAAGUAAUGUUAUUGGAUCGGUUGGUGGCGAUGGAUCAAAAUCUACCGCAACACGAGCUGGACGACGACAGCACCGAGAUGGAGUCAAACGAGUACUACAGGUGCAUGGCGUGCUGGGAGUGUUUCUUUACGAUCACCGCCUUCUACACGCACGCGAGGCAGGUGCACUGCAAAGUUCUCGUCUCUCAGGGGCACGACUCGGAGAACGUCUGCGAUACGAUGGACGAUGCCGCCGCGCACUCGAUGCACGAGGGAGUCUCUAGCGACGCCACGGUCAUCGUCGGUGUCGACGCCACCUGCGAUUUCGAUCCGAGCGGAUCUAUGAUUCUCCCCGACGGCAUUCACGCGAUACACGCCGCCGCUGAGUCGUACGCCCCCGCGGAGUCGGCCACGCCGACGAAGAAGUGCAAGAUCGCAAAGAAAGGUCGGCCUUCCCGUGCGGCCGCGCCGCCGGCGUUGGAUCCCGCAGGAUUCCUCGAGCGCGUGCGCGCGAUCAAGAUGGAGGACACGGGUGGCGAGCCGUCGCCCGACGGACUCGGUCUACUCGCGGCGCAGUGCUUUGCCACACCGCAAGAGGGCGCUACCAAUGACGACGAGGUCGAGUGCGGCGCGGCUGUGACGAUCCCUCACGACCCCUCGCUUCCUGACGACCUCGAGGCGUACUGCGACCCUCCGCCCGCUCCCGACGACGACGCGGCAGGCGACGAGGGUGAGGCGGGGGCGCAGCUGCUGCUGCCAGCGCUCCCUGGUGGGGUGGACGUGUCGGCGGCAUACCGCUGCAGCAUCUGCGGGGUGACGUGCACGCAGGCGCGCGUCAUGAAGCACCACAUGCGCGUGCACGCGGCGCAGUGGACCAACGCCGCGCGCCGCUGCCACCUCUGCAACAUUUGCCAGCGCUCGUUCCGCCGCUAUGACACGCUCAUCGUGCACAUGCGCACGCACACGGGCGAACGCCCCUACAAGUGCAACAUCUGCCUCAACUCGUUCUCGCAGGCGGGCGCGCUCAACAGACACCUGCGCAUCCACACGGGCACGCGACCCUACCAGUGCGACCUGUGCGGCGAGGCGUGCUCGGACUCGGUCGACUUCAAGUCGCACGUGUGCGUUUGCUCGGGGGAGCGGCCGUACAAGUGCCGGUUGUGCGCGGCCGCGUUCAAGUCUCGCCCGUACCUUGUGAAACACGAGGAGACUCACCAGCUGAAGAACGAGGCGGUAGUCGCGGCGAGUCUCAUGCUAGAGUGGGAGGACGUUGCCUAGCGACACGCGGCACGCUUCUUUUGCGUAACGCCGCGCGACAUUC